Molecule: messenger RNA, 2001 nt
Organism: Lasiodiplodia theobromae
Lineage: Eukaryota; Fungi; Ascomycota; Dothideomycetes; Botryosphaeriales; Botryosphaeriaceae
Product: RNA polymerase I-specific transcription initiation factor RRN6-like protein
Exons: 4
Coding region: 1-2001 (666 amino acids)
Biological process (GO): nucleolar large rRNA transcription by RNA polymerase I
Cellular component (GO): RNA polymerase I core factor complex
Molecular function (GO): RNA polymerase I transcription regulatory region sequence-specific DNA binding; RNA polymerase I general transcription initiation factor binding
Source: RefSeq, a predicted model, not a curated record
AUGACUGACCCGGGUGUCGAUGACCUACACUAUGGUCACUUUGGUCAACCUGUGUACGACGUCGAGAACAGGACCUGGGUUUUCAAGCGAUCUCCUGGUGUGCGACGCGUCUUCCACCCCGUGGGCCACCGCCAGAUCGAGGUCCCCGCCACUAUUUCCACGACCACAUGCCGCGUGAGCUCGGCCGCUGAGCUGGACGACCAGCAGAGUCAUCUUCUUGCUCUAUUCCCCGAGUUUCAGGUCGCUGCCCCCCUUCUUGGCCGCCUUGCCCAGGUCUCGAAUGCGAUCGAAGCCGUUGCCACUACAUUUGAUCCUCUGACUGGAGACCUGCUGGCUUGUGGAAGAGCUGCCGAUGUGGACAACAAGCGCGGGAAGGGGACCAUCGGUUUCGUAGCCUCGCCUGGAGGUGUUGCUGGCGAAUCUCUUCGUCUAGUGCGGCGACAAGUUGAGCGCCAUGGUUGGUCUCAAGACAAGAACAUUCAAGAGGGUACGCUUCCUGGUAACUACGAUGGCUGGGGCCGCAUUCUGUGGGCCAACGACGUAACCACCGUGUUGGUUUGCAACAGGCGAAUUGUUCAGGUUGCAGAUUUCCAGGGCCGAUUAGUUUACUUGUCACCGUCGAGCCUCAGACUUGCUCGCACCUCCUCUUGGAUCUUGGAUGUGAGGAGAGAUCCUUCCGACUCAGGUCGCAUCCUUGUCUUGACCUCCACGCACCUUUUGGUCGUGAAGGUGCCGGUACCUACGGAGUCAGACGAGGGUGAUGGUUGGGUGGAUGCAGAUGUUCUACUCUCCUGGAGACAUUUUGUCCACGAAGAAGAUACGACAACGCAGAUUCAUGCAUUUGUAGAUGAAGAAGACACCGUUGUAUUUCUACAAUCUCAUGCUUUAUUUUACAGCAUUGUAUUCAGGUACCGCCGACAUGAGGAUAUAGACUUGCUCGUCUCUGCUUCGGAUCCCGCAACAUUCCUGCACUCGCAUCCUGCACUGCGUGGAAUGCACAUGGAGUCUCUCGAAUUCGGUAGUCAUCCUCUGGGCAUUGCCUCUGGGCCUGGGAGCGACUACCGCGACAGUGGGCUCCGAUUCUUCAACUUUCAUCUCCUGUCAAAAACUCUGGAGACAAGUCGAAUGCUUGUAGUCGUUUCGGAUGAGGCAUCGGGUCCAUUAAAGCAGCAACGAGCUGCCCUGGAAAUCGAGAGUCCUUCUUGGACAAGAAAAACCGGACCUCAAAGUUCGUCUCGCUUCUUGGACGACUCAUCCUCUGAGGCGGAUGACGUUGAAGAUUUGGAGAAUGAAUCAAAGAACUACGAGUUGCGAAGAAGAAAGACUACAAUGGUUUCAGUGGACGAGGUCCAGAUGUGGAGGUUGAAAAAGUUGUCUCAGCUCAACGAUUUGCUUGACGACAUGAGCAAGAUCGAUGAUCUUACGCGGGAGGACUCUUCUGCGAUGAUGGCCGAGCUCUUCACGAACAUCGGCUCGAUGGAUCCCACGGAAUGUCGCCCAAACAUACUGUACCGUGUUGCUGGCAGGGAGAUCUCAGAUCUGAAUGUCGCUGACGUUGACGAGACGUCUGCAUCUUUUUCGGAGUUGGCGAGAUCUGUCUCCGGGCAGGAUGAUGGUGAGCCAUCAUUGGCCAUCAAACCCUUAGGUGGAGCCUCCAUCGUCGAAUUUGAGGAUGGCAUUCCGUCCAUCUCGCUGACGUAUGAGAAAUUCAUCCAGAAGCAUGUGUCGACCAUGCCACCGAAUACGGCAGCAAGAGAUCGCCUUGAGCGAGAAAGGCUUGCCAGGCGUGUGUCAGUGCUUGCUUGCCUCGCAAGUGUCAAGCUAGAGGUGCAGCAGCCGGAGAUGGAGCGAGACUCAGUUGAAGCAUCUCAACUCAUGGAUGAGGACAGCUAUUCAGCAGGGUACCUGAGCUCCGAGCCGGACUAUAGUCAAAGUUCGAACUAUGCACUGCCGACUCCAGAGGCUACGCCCUCGCUUGCCUCCGAAGUAGAUUUGGAGUGA